AGCGCGCUCCUGGUGCGGCAGCGGCAGAAGCGGCGUCGCCGGUCGGGAUGGCGUCGCCGGGGCCCUCCUUGGCCGCGCCCCCCGCCCCGUCCUUGCCGCCCCUCGUGGCGCCCCCCUCGGCGGCGGCGCGCGGCGCUCUUCCGCUGCGCGUGCCUGCCCUGUGUCUGGUGUGGUACGCCUUGAGCGCGGGCGGGAACGUGGUGAACAAGGUGCUGCUGAGCGCGUUCCCGCGGCCCGUGACAGUCUCGCUCUGCCACGUCCUGGGGCUAGUGGCGCUGCUCCCCCCCCUGCUGCGCGCCUGGCGCGUCCCCGCCGCCGGGCCCGCCCAGCUGCCCCCGCGCGCCUACCCCCGCCUCAUCCUCCCGCUGGCCUUCGGCAAGUACCUGGCCUCCGUCAGCGCCCACGUUUCCCUGUGGCGCGUGCCCGUCUCCUACGCCCACACCGUGAAGGCGACCAUGCCUAUCUGGGUGGUUCUGCUGUCAAGAAUCAUAAUGAAGGAAAAACAGACCAUGAAGGUGUAUUUAUCCCUCAUCCCCAUCAUCGGUGGAGUUCUGCUGGCAACAGUUACGGAGCUGUCGUUUGACACAUGGGGGCUUAUUAGUGCCCUUGCUGCCACUCUCUGUUUCUCCCUUCAGAACAUUUUCUCUAAAAAGGUACUGAGAGACUCGCGUAUACACCACUUGCGGCUGCUGAACAUCCUUGGGUGCCAUGCUGUGUUCUUCAUGAUCCCAACGUGGGUCCUGGUUGAUCUUUCCUCCUUCCUUGUAGAGAAUGAUUUGAGUUCCGUGGCACACUGGCCGUGGACCAUUCUCCUCUUGGCCAUCAGCGGCUUCUGCAACUUUGCCCAGAAUGUCAUUGCCUUCAGUAUUUUGAACCUUAUCAGCCCACUGAGCUACUCUGUUGCAAAUGCCACAAAAAGGAUCACUGUCAUCACAGUCUCCUUGAUCAUGCUGCGUAAUCCAGUGACCACCACCAACGUACUGGGCAUGAUGACGGCCAUCCUUGGGGUGUUCUUGUAUAACAAGACAAAAUACGAUGCAAACCAGGAAGCAAAGAAGCAGUUCCUUCCAAUCACAACAGGCGACCUUGUGAACCUGGAGCGGCACCGGAGCACCCCUGAGAAGUCUCAGAAUGGACUUGCGUCAUUCACACAACGGGGGGACUUUCAGUAUGGCAGGAGCAAUGUUCUGACUGAUUACUUCCAGUAUAGCCGGCAAAACUAUCCAACUGUUUAUAAUUCCAAUCGGUACGAUAUAUAGUGAGGGGCCCGGUCUUGGCAAGCUGGCACAGACUGUUGUCGUAGGGUUCCCUCAGCAUACCUUCUGGGACGUCAAAGGGACGCCUUCGCUGUUUAUAUUGCACAGAGGGGAAGAUCCUUGUGCUAGAAGACUGGAUGGGUGUUUUCCAGCUGAAGUGGAGGGUGUCUCUUUACCAAGCAAUUUGUCAGCAGAAAUGGAGCAAGUUACAUGGGACAUCCUUAGCUGGAAAAGUGGCAGAGACACCAAGAGCCCCAAACUCCAGCUUUUUUCUGUUUUCAUGUGCCCCCGAACCUCUUGUUUGCCAAGAGUGGUAGCCACGUGGCCAGUAUUUCAUCUUGCAACCUCCCCACUCGGGCAUGGAUCUGCACUCUGCCUUGCUGUUUUGUUCAAAAGCUGCUUUCAAGGUGCAGUUUGCAAAGAGCAGCAUUCCUUGUUCUAUGAAGGUUCUUGAUGAAAAGUUAAGAGUUGGUAGCACUUCAGAGAUGGGGCGUGAGUACGUGUGUGUGUCUAAUCUCAUGUAACAUUGCAAGGGGGUGCUGAGAGAGAUCAUUGAUGCUUUCAGUUCAGUGUUGGUUCAGGUGUGUGUGAGAAAGAAUGCUAACUUGUUCAAAAGAAUCAUGUACCAUGUCGUUAAUGUGUGAUGUGGACCUUAAUGACUUUUAUUAUUUCUCUCCCCUCUUCCCCUUUAAAUCAUGAAACCUUUUUAGACACACUCCCCAUUAAAGAUGCACAUUUGGAACAGUGUUUAAGCGUAAAGCCUACUGUUAACAUUUUGCAGUGGUGGAGACCUCAAACACAGGGUAUUUCCUGGAUUUUCCCCAUUUUAUAGGAAGGGGGUGUGCGUGUGUUUUAAAUUACUUUUUGUUAUGAUGUAUUAUAAAACUUUGGCAUUUGUAUUGUAAAUCAGUUUUAUUUGUUUUUAGCAUCUGCUGCUUUGGUUCAAGUUUCUCUUCCUCUGUGUAUUUGGCCUUUUCUUACUCCACACCUGGUCCAAAGUCCUGCUCCUGGAGUUGGAGUGCCCAGCUGUUCUGUGGCACUGUUGUGAAUUUAAGACCUAAUCUGUCCUUUGGUUCACUCUGUUCCUGUAGGAUUUCCCUUCUCUGUUUCUGAGUUUGCUCAGGUAAAGAAGGGAGAUCUAGCUUUAAGAAGGCUGGAAACAAAUACUCUGACUGUAACAAGCCAGUGUGGAUAGGGAGCAAGCUGUUACCUUCUGUCUGAGCUGGUGCCCAGUGCCCCUUAGUUUGUCAGUCUCUUCUUUACUAGAGGUGACUGGAGCUGGAUGUGGCCCUUUGACUGAAAACCGUAGGAGGCUUCUAAAGGAGUGGUUUGGGGCAUUGUCCUGAUUCUGCAUUUCACAUUUCUUUGCCAUCUUUAAUAUUAUGAUAGUGGUCAAAUCUGCUUCAAGUUGUGGUAGUUUGGAGUUGAAAAAAGCUGGGUUGGAUGAUGAAUGGCUGAAAGAACAGCGGGGAGGACAAGAGACCCAAAAGGGUGCAGGUAGAAGAGAGAGAGUGAUGGCCCAAAAUUAUCAGCACCUACUGUCCCUAAUGGACUUCCUUCAGCAUCUUUUCAUGGUACCUGUCAAGAAUCAGGCUCACCUUUCUUCAAUGAUUCUCCUUAACCCUUUCUUUGGCAUGUCAUUUUGCUAGAUAGCCAGGGAUGCUUGGAAUCGCCCUGCUGCCUAGGAGACACGGGGCGGGGGCUGAGAACCUUGUCUCCUGGAGCUGUGUGCGUGUGUGCGCGCGUCCUCUCGUUAGGAGAAAAGCCUGAUCCUUGAACUACUUGCCGUUUCCCCUGUCAGGCUGGCAGAGCAGAGUCCCUUUUCAGAAUCCAGUGAAAAUAUUUCUGAUGUUCGGUGUCAUCUGGCUGUGCAUCGGUCUUGGGAAGGGCUGACCGAGGGAACAGGGUGUGAACCUGCCCAUUUAUACAUGUUAACUGAACAAUCUCUGUGUUGCUAUGUUUGUCGAAGUGAAUGUAUUCGAAACUUGUGCAGUAGAGACAAACUGGAUGUGUGGAAUGAAGAGCUGACUUGUUUAAAAAAAACCCUUCUUUGAUGUUUAAGCCUCAGCAGAGCACAUUGUUUGUAAAUACAAAUCAGUUUUCCUCCUUAAAGUGUAAAGGCCCUGAUUUUAAAAUGCAAAAGCUUAUUACAGAAGUGAAUGGGCUGUGUGGCUAUGUUUGUUUCUCAAGGCCCUUAUUUAUGUUCCACUGUCAUGCAUUCCUUACGCAUCCACUGCCUGGCCUUUGUGGAUGCAGCUGCCGGGAUUGCCCAGUUUGUAUGAGGAUACUUUUGGUAGUUCUGCAGGAAUGAAGAUGGGUUUGGAAAGGCCUGUUGGGGGAAUGGGGUAGGUGAGGUGCACAGGCUCAUGAAUGUUCAAGUAGGCGCUUUUGAGGCAACCAUAGGGCUCGUAUGAUAAGAUACAGAACUUAAAUGGCUUUCUUGGGUGAGCAUCCGGACACACAGUGAAAAUGACUGUUGUCUGGAGUGGGGUGGAUGACUGGGCCCUCAGCCUUCAGCCUCUUCUUCUGGCCAUGGUUCAGAUAUGUUGUGGGGACGUCAGUCUCUGUGCAUGUCAUGAAGUCUUAUCCGUCAUUCUGUCCUCAGUGGGAUCAAAGAGGCAUGCUGAGGGAUGUCAAAUACUAGUCUCCUGGAUCUUGGAGGGACAGCAUCUUUCUAAAUCAUUUGUAAAUUGCAUUGAUGAUUCCCAGGCAAGGAAUAUGUCACUGUGCUAGGUGUGGAUGUACAGAUCAUGUAUGAAUAAAGGUUGCUCUUCCAAGUAGGGUGAACCUUCAGAUUUCGUUUUCAGUGUACAGCAAUUUUUAAAGCCUAGAUGGGUAGUUUGGUGUUGCAGGAGCAACACCAGAGUUGUUCAGAGGCACUACAGAGGUUAGCAACAAAUAUUUUGAGUAGUCUUUGAAGUGCCAUGGAACUCCUGCUUUUGUUUGAAGCCUGCAAACUUGAAAUUGGGUAACACAAGAAGAGUUUAUUGAAAUUAUGCUUUUUAAAUACUGAAAAUAUAAAUAAAGCUGAAUCCUGCAAAAUGAAA
Eublepharis macularius is the source of this 4303-nucleotide messenger RNA. It is a transcript of the gene SLC35E1, whose product is annotated as solute carrier family 35 member E1. The transcript has 6 exons. The record is from RefSeq and is a predicted model, not a curated record. Bases 48 to 1259 code for a protein of 403 amino acids. Gene Ontology annotation, cellular component: Golgi apparatus. NCBI's taxonomy places the organism in Eukaryota, Metazoa, Chordata, Lepidosauria, Squamata, Eublepharidae. Gene Ontology annotation, molecular function: antiporter activity.